Cornus florida is the source of this 924-nucleotide messenger RNA. RefSeq names its product zinc finger CCCH domain-containing protein 44-like. Lineage: Eukaryota; Viridiplantae; Streptophyta; Magnoliopsida; Cornales; Cornaceae. The record is from RefSeq and is a predicted model, not a curated record. Gene Ontology annotation, molecular function: metal ion binding. The transcript is spliced from 4 exons. The coding region runs from base 88 to 741 and encodes 217 amino acids.
GGCUUUUCCAUUCGCUCUUCUCUAUCUCUCAUAGGGUUGUUUGCUCCCUCUCAAGUUGUUCGAAUCUAGGCCUGUGUUCUGCUUGCAAUGGAUAGUCGGAAGAGAGUCGGGCCUGAAGCUGCCUUAAACGCAAAUAGCGGUGCCAAGAAAUUGAAGCAAGCAAUGGAGUCUUCAUCAACUGGUAUGGGAAGCAAAAUGAAGCCGUUUACAAAAUUUGUCAGCAUUGCUGAUUUCGAGAUGAGAAAUCUGGGACCAAAUCAAGCUGCAAUGUAUGUGGCAUCCCCACCAACCAUCCCGGAUGGCUCUGACCAACCUGCUCUUAAAACCCGUCUGUGCAGCGAUUAUUAUACUACUAGAGGCUGCGAACUUGGAGACUUCUGCCAUUUUGCCCAUGGCAUUUGUGAAUUUGGAAAGCCUUUUUCUCUAACCUUUGAUGAGGAUUUCCGUGACCUGGAUUCAGGCCGUUUUGAUGGUUGGCGGAGGCUACCUUACUCACGUCCUCCCUUGAGCAUUAAGGAAGACCCACUUGCUGCUAAAUUUAGUGUAGAUGCUUCCCUUGCUGGAGCCAUCAUUGAUGAUUUGAAAAAUAUGCUGUGUCGUUUAGAUGUUAAACUAUUCAUCGGAGAGCACGAGUCAAAACCUAAUCUCAAGAACAUUGAGCUUCAGGGCCAGUUUCAUUCGCUCAAGAUAGCGAGCUCUUUGGUAAUAGAGCAGGUUGAACGUAUUCGUGGUACAAAAUGAAACUGUGAGGGCUCUACAACUCAUGGAAAGCCUUUGAAGAGACUUGGAGUGUAGACAUUAUGGAAUUUUAUGUUGAGUUAUCAUUUUCUAUUCAGACUUAUGCACUUGUUGGAAGAAUAUAAGUUGGAUAAUUUGUGGUUUGGAAGAAUUUACUUUGAAUAUUUUAAAUUUUGUGUUGAACUA